Molecule: messenger RNA, 579 nt
Organism: Morus notabilis
Lineage: Eukaryota; Viridiplantae; Streptophyta; Magnoliopsida; Rosales; Moraceae
Product: ribokinase
Exons: 5
Coding region: 1-579 (192 amino acids)
Source: RefSeq, a predicted model, not a curated record
AUGGAUGCACGCAUUCGUCAACCAGCAGAAGUGCUUGGGAUACACCGAAUCAUUGACUUGUGGGUUCAAGGUCACGUCCUUUCUACAGCUGCCAAAAGCGCUGGGGUUCCUGUUAUUUUGGAUGCUGGUGGAGUGGAUGCUCCAAUCUCACAAGAACUCAUGGGGAAUAUAAUGGUUCUGUUACUUCUGUAUAUUCGAUUAUAUGGGCAUGGUGUUAAGCAAGUCUUGGUGAAACUUGGUGCCAGAGGAUCUGCUCUUUUUGUAGAAGGGGAAGAACCAAUUAAACAACCAGUCAUAGCUGCCGAGAAAGUCCUUGAUACUACUGGAGCUGGCGAUACUUUUACCGCGUCUUUUGCUGUAGCUCUUGUGGAAGGAAAGUCUAAAAAGGAAUGCUUGAAAUUUGCAGCUGCAGCAGCUUCUCUUUGUGUUCAAGUGAAGGGAGCCAUACCGAGCAUGCCUGACCGGAAAUCGGUUAUGAAUCUGCUUCAAUCUCUUUAUAAAUCUUCUCAAGAUUUGCCAAAUUCUGUUCCAAUACAUGAGGGGCAAGUUAGAAAUGGAUGUGCUAUCGUUCUGGAUUGA